GGGCCCGCCCCCGGGUAGAGAAGCCAAGUCCAGCCGUGUCUGGCUCAGUCGCCCGACCGCCUCUCCGCCCGCCCUGGCAGCCCAGCCAUGUCCUGCUACAUCUACCAGCUACCCUCUUGGGUGCUGGACGACUUGUGCCGCAACAUGGACACACUCAGCGAGUGGGACUGGAUGCAUUUCGCCUCCUUUGUGAUCACAGACCUGACCCAGCUGCGGAAGAUCAAGUCAAUGGAGCGGGUGCAGGGAGUGAGCAUCACCCGGGAGCUGCUGUGGUGGUGGGGGAUGCGGCAGGCCACUGUCCAGCAGUUGCUGGACCUCCUGUGCCACCUGGAGCUAUAUCGCGCAGCCCAGAUCAUCCUGAAUUGGAAACCGGUUCCUGAAAUAAAGUCUUCCAGCCCUGAUUUCCCAGAUGCCUUGAAACCAGCUUCUGUAAGAAACACCAACGAUGAACAGAGAAUGGGGCAGCCCGUGAGGCCCGCUGCCUCUCUGGGCCCAGGGCCAGUUCCAGCCAGAACCAACCUUCUGCCUCCUCCUGAAAAUGCCCCUCCUUCUUUAAAAACCAGCCUUCCUGUUUCAUCUGAUUCAAAGGAUUUCAGCACCUCCAUUCCUAAGCAGGAAACACUGCUAAGCCUGGCCGGAGAUAGGCUUUUCUGGAGUGAGGCAGAUGUGGUUCAGGCAACGGACAACUUCAACCAAACCCACAAAAUCAGUGAGGGGACCUUUGCUGACAUCUACAGAGGGCAAGGGCAGGGCACACCAAUCAUCAUCAAAAAGCUCAGAGAGAUGGCCUGUUCAGGUCCAAGAUCAAUCGAAAAAUUCUUCCAGGCAGAGAUACAAAUUUGUCAUAGAUGCUGCCACCCCAACGUCUUACCUCUGCUGGGCUUCUGCUCUGGAAAACAGUUCUACAGCUUGAUUCAUCCCUUCAUGGCAAAUGGUUCUUUACAAGACAGACUCUGGGAUCAGGUAAGGGGCUGGGUCAUGGUCAGAGAACAUGACCAGGCAGGAUUAGCCAAAGCAGUUAUUCGUUUAGCUUUGCUGAGGUCUCACUGUGUGCAAGACGCUAUGAUAAGGGCUUUACACAUGUCUCCUCCACAACCCAAGAGCUCCAAUGUUUUGCUAGACCAAAACUUCACCCCCAUGCUGGCCCAUCCAAUGGCUCACCUGUGUCCUCUCAAUAGAAGGUCAAAAUACACCAUGAUGAAGACCCACCUUUUCCAGGCCUCAGCUGCAUAUCUGCCAGAAGAUUUCAUCAGGGUGGGGCAGCUGACAAAGCGAGUGGACAUCUUCAGCUGUGGAAUAGUGUUAGCUGAGAUCCUCACUGGCAUCCCUGCAAUGGAUAACAACCGAAGCCCAGUUUACCUGAAGGAUUUACUCCUCAGUGAAAUUCCAAGCAGCAUCACCUCACUCUGCUCUGGGAAGAUGGAGGUGGAGAAAGUGAUGGCCAAGGAGAUCUGCCAGAAAUAUCUGGAGAAGAGAGCUGGGAGGCUGCCGGAGGACUGCGCCGAGGCCUUGGCCACGGCCGCCUGCCUCUGCCUGCGGAGGCGGAACGCCAGCUUGGUGGAGGUGUGUGGCUCUGUGGCCAUUGUGGAAGAGUGGCUCAGAGGUCAAGAGACGUCGCUUCCUUGGAGUGGGCUUUCCGAGGGCACAGGCUCUUCCUCCAACACUCCAGAAGAAACGGAUGAUGUGGACAAUUCCAGCCUCUAUGUUUCUUCCUCCGUGAGGGCAGCACCCUGGUGUGGGGCUGCUGCUUCGCCUGCUCCCACAGAGGAUAAAGGCAGGAUGCAGGCUGAUUCCUCCUCUGAGGCCUGCGCCAGUCCAGAGCCUCCCCAGGAUGAGACUUCGUGGAAAAUUGAAAUUAAUGAGGCCAAAAGGAAACUGAUGGAGAAUAUCCUGCUCUACAAAGAGGAGAAACUAGACAGCGUUGAGCUUUUUGGCCCCUGAUGACCAAAACACAGCUGAGGACCCUUGUCCUCAAUUGGAAAGACAACUGUCAAAUCAAGAAAAAGUCUGAGGUAGAAUCCAAGAUCUCCCAGGAAACACAAGCCAAACAUCAGCUUUCCUGAGGGGGUGAGAAGAGAAACUUAUAUAUUCCAGAGUAAGUCAAGGGAGAAGAGACUUCAGCUUUUAGAGACACCAAAAUCCAUGAAGUUCUCUUCUUUUCUGGGAUUUGUUAGUCAUAGCUGGGUAUCACAAGACUGAAGCAGAAACCCUGGUACACAGGCCCAGGAUGUGGGCAAUUUCGUGGUUCCGGGGAGAGUGACGUUAACCACCCCAACAGAUGUCAUUGCCCUGUUCUCACCCCUCUACAAGUGACAGCAUUCUGAACACCAAAGUUAAGAUCUCUGGGUCAUAUUUGCCAACUGCCUGCAAGCUUCCAUGACCUGAAAGAUUUUCACCUUGUGUCCCAGUGUAGUUCUUGACUCACUUCUCAAGGUCUCAAGUUUUAUAAUGCCAGACACUGGCAAAAAGACUGUAGGUUUUCUGUUUUCUCUAUCGGAAAUCUUGCAACCCACAGAUAUUUAUUUAUACCUUUAUCCUCCCAUCCCACUAAUGCUAUUAUUUUUAAUGGAGCUUUUAUUUUGAGAAUAUGCAUUAUUUAUGGCUGGAUGAAGAAUCAGGAGAACUGGUUUUACUUCUGAUUCUGCUGCUAAUUCAGUCAGUCAUUUAAUUUUUGGAACCUCAGUUUCCUUGUAAGUAACACCUGUUCAUUCUCCCUCUCUGGGCUGUUGAGAAUAGGUGAGACAUGGUUACAGAAGUACUGUAUUUUGAAAGUACACUUGUCCUGUUAUAAUAAAUUAAAUGGAUGUUAAACAUAUAUUUCUGCUAUGUACCUAAUGUUUAUGCAGUGGGUAUAUCUCUGAAAAGUCAUAUUGCAGAUCUUUUUGUGAAACAUGCUAUUUUAAAUUUUGUGCCCUAUUUUAAAUAAUUGUACUAUAGUGAUUUUUUCUUUUUUGUAA
Messenger RNA from Pteropus alecto (black flying fox), 2957 nucleotides. RefSeq names its product interleukin 1 receptor associated kinase 2 (gene IRAK2). Gene Ontology annotation, cellular component: cytoplasm; nucleus; plasma membrane. The transcript has 13 exons. Lineage: Eukaryota; Metazoa; Chordata; Mammalia; Chiroptera; Pteropodidae. The coding region runs from base 88 to 1941 and encodes 617 amino acids. The record is from RefSeq and is a predicted model, not a curated record. Gene Ontology annotation, biological process: intracellular signal transduction; interleukin-1-mediated signaling pathway; protein phosphorylation. Gene Ontology annotation, molecular function: ATP binding; protein binding; protein kinase activity.